Messenger RNA from Exophiala dermatitidis NIH/UT8656, 2511 nucleotides. RefSeq names its product phospholipase D. The record is from RefSeq and is a predicted model, not a curated record. Gene Ontology annotation, molecular function: D-type glycerophospholipase activity. Lineage: Eukaryota; Fungi; Ascomycota; Eurotiomycetes; Chaetothyriales; Herpotrichiellaceae. Gene Ontology annotation, biological process: cell motility; intracellular signal transduction; phosphatidic acid biosynthetic process. Bases 1 to 2511 code for a protein of 836 amino acids. The transcript is spliced from 4 exons.
AUGCAUUCUAUUCGUGAAAAGCUCAAAGAUACCAAGCUACAUGACGCCAAAGUCGAAGCUGCCCACCUCAAGAGUAAGAUAGGCAAGCUCAAGAACCUUGUGAACAGAAACCAUCGCCAUGACGAAGAACACGAAAAGGAAACGGAUCGGAAGAGGUCUGCCAUCUGUGAAUCCCAUCGUUUCCAAUCCUUCUUCCCAGAGCGUGAAAACAACAAGAUUAAAUGGUAUGUUGACGGCCGUGACUAUAUGUGGGCCGUGUCCGUCGGCAUCGAAAACGCCAAAGAGACCAUCUAUAUCGAAGAUUGGUGGCUCUCACCCGAGCUGUUCUUGCGCCGCCCACCGUUCUUCAACCAGGAAUGGCGUUUAGACCAGGCCAUCAAGCGGGCCGCUGAACGAGGGGUGCAAAUUUACGUGAUUGUGUACAAGGAGGUUCAACAAGCCUUGACCUGCAACUCCGCCCAUACCAAGCACGCUUUGAGGGCCUUAUGUCCAGCAGGGACUCCUGGACAUGGCAACAUCCACGUAAUGCGCCAUCCCGACCACAAUGUCUUCGAGAACUUUGGCGACAUGACGUUCUAUUGGGCGCAUCACGAGAAGUUUAUGGUCAUCGACUAUCAUCUUGCCUUUAUCGGAGGCAUAGACCUAUGCUAUGGCAGAUGGGAUGUCCGUCAACAUCUGCUCGCCGAUGUUCAUCCAUCCGGCGUUGUCAACGAAAUCUUCCCCGGCCAGGACUUCAACAACAACAGAAUUAUGGACUUCCAGACUGUCCAAGACUGGUCGAACAAUGAACUCAACAAGACCGAGUAUGGUAGGAUGCCCUGGCAUGAUGUGGCUAUGGGAUUAGUAGGAGAGUGCGUACUUGAUAUUGCCGAACAUUUUGUGCUCAGGUGGAACUUCAUCAAACGUGACAAAUACAAGCGAGACCCCAAAAUCGACUAUCUAUGCUUGACAACGCGGUCCAGAGCAGACGGCUCGAAUCCCGACGAAGACCUUAUCGCAGUUCAACGGCCCGCCCAUCCAGUUGGUAAAUAUAUUGAGCACCCUCUCAGUCCGUUGGAGAACAAAGGACUACACAACGCCGGGACUGUCCACGCUCAGCUUGUACGGAGCAGUGACGACUGGAGCAGCGGAAUCCUGCUUGAUCACAGUAUCCAAAACGCUUAUCACGAACUUAUUGAGAACGCUCAACAUUACGUUUACAUUGAGAACCAGUUCUUCAUUACAGCCACGGGCGAGCAGCAAAAGCCCAUCCAGAACACAAUUGGUCGUGCGAUCGUCAAUGCCUGCAUCCGCGCCCACAAAGAAGGCCGAAAGUUCAGGGUCAUCAUUCUGAUUCCCGCGAUUCCUGGUUUUGCAGGAGAUUUACGUGACGAUGCUGCCAUCGGCACCAGGGCCAUCAUGGAUUACCAGUACAAGAGCAUUAACCGAGGAGAGCACUCAAUCAUGGGCCAACUCAAGGCAGCCGGGCUCGACCCCGAGCAAUACAUCUUUGUUUUCAACCUACGGGCCUAUGACCGCCUCAGUAAGACCCCAGCCUUGGUUCAGCAGGAGAAAGAAUCGGGUAUCUCGUACCAGCAGCUGCAGCGAGCCGAAGCCGAAGAAAUCAUGGGCACAGGUAUCCACGGGUACGACGACGAAAGGAAAGAAGACGAAUCUCGAGGGACGGGCCACAAAGCGGAUGAAGACGAACGGCACCGCAUCGUCGAUCGCAAGCGGCAAUUCGAAGCUGCUCGUAAACAUCUCGAUGUCAAAGACCCCGUGACCUCAUCCGAGUCGAUUGCCGAGGACGCCAUGGCCCGCGGUGGACUGGUCAGCGAAGAGUACUGGGAAGGCGACCCGGAAUCUGAAAAAGAAAACUUUGUGCAAGAGGAGCUCUACAUCCACGCCAAAGUGCUCAUCGUAGAUGACCGCCACGUCAUUUGCGGCUCUUCAAACCUCAACGACCGGUCCCAGCUGGGGUCCCACGACUCAGAACUGUCGAUUGUGAUGACCGAUACGCGGACCAUGGAGACCACCAUGGACGGCAAAGCCUUUCAAGCAGGCUACCACGCGGCCACGCUUCGGCGGCAUCUGUGGCGCGAGCAUUUGGGUAUGAUCGAGGCCCAGCCCGUCGACGCAUCGAAUGACCCAAAUGCCCAGCCGCCUACAGUGUGCAUGAACGACGAUUACAGUGGCGAAGAAUGGGAUUUCGUCGCCGAUCCCCUAAGUGAUGAGUUAUGGGAAAAGUGGCAGAACCAAGCUACCGUCAACACCGAAGUGUAUCGUUUCUUGUUCCGCGCCGACCCGGACAAUCAUAUCCGGACCUGGAAGGACUACGACGCCUUCUGUCCCCGCGAGGUCAUCAAACAGGGGCAUCUCCACGAUCCACAUAUGCCGGUCGAAAUUGUGCGCAAGGAGCUCGACAAAAUCAGGGGCCAUCUGGUCUGGAUGCCCUUGGAUUUCCUGUGUGAAGAACAAAUGGCCGAGAAAGGAAUGCAGAUCAACGCUUACACAGAGAGCAUUUAUACCUGA